Molecule: messenger RNA, 1018 nt
Organism: Mytilus californianus (California mussel)
Lineage: Eukaryota; Metazoa; Mollusca; Bivalvia; Mytilida; Mytilidae
Product: E3 ubiquitin-protein ligase XIAP-like
Exons: 6
Coding region: 76-663 (195 amino acids)
Cellular component (GO): nucleus; cytoplasm
Source: RefSeq, a predicted model, not a curated record
CUGUAUCUGACUUCCUAGUCCAACGAAUAAGUUACUAUUUAUAUAUCUACAAAUGGAAAAGACGUCUGAAUAGCAAUGCAAAACCUUAAAUAUCAAAACGGACAAAAUAAAUCUCCAUCGACAGCUGACUCAUUAGGAAUUUGUUUACAGCAGCCAAGAUAUAAAUCAUUUGCAGACCAGAACACAAGACUGAAAUCUUUUCAAUCUUGUACUUUCUGUGCAAAUGUUGCAGAUGCUGUGAGAGCAGGAUUUUAUUAUACUGGUACAUCUGAUAUUGUCCAGUGCUUUUACUGCGGACUUAAGCUCCGGAACUGGGAUCCAUCAGAUGAUCCAUGGGUAGAACAUGCUCGGCACGGCAAAAAUUGUCCGUUUGUCAUCAAUAUGAAAGGCAAAGACUUCAUUGGUAGUGCUCUUUACUCUAAAGAUUCGGAAACCGGGAAGGAUAUUGAAACAGACAGUCCUCCUAGUUCACCAAAACCAAUUUAUACCGAUGAUUUGAUCUUUACAACGGCAGGACAAGCAUUGUUAAAGAUGCAAUGUUAUAAACCAAGAGAUGUAAGGGAAGCAAUCCGAUUAUAUGUGUACAAAUAUGGAAAAGUUGAGUUUACUGCUUUUGAAAUCGCUACAAUUAUCCACAGUCAGUUAAGUGCAUCUAAACAAUAAAGACGAAAUGAGACACCAUCAAGUGAUCUUAAAGGCACCUAACGGUUCGGUGUGGAAUAAAAUUAACACAAAAAGACGAAUAGAGAAUCAUGCAAAAACUAUACAUUUAUUAUAGAUUACUAUAACAAACACUAGUCACACAGAUAGUUCAUGUUCAGCUGCAUGUGAUUUGAUUUUUUUCAAUGAACUCUUGAUUAAUUAAUUCUGAUGUUCUUAUUUAUUUAUAAAGUAGUAACAAACUAAACAUUAUGAUACUUUGCAGUUAUGGUACAUUUUGUAAAUGUGUUUUAGUAUUUGUAUUGCUGAUUUGUAUCCAUCUUCCGGAGCUUUACAAGAAAUAAAAAAAUAAACAUAU